This is a messenger RNA of Phanerochaete carnosa HHB-10118-sp, 800 nucleotides long. RefSeq lists its product as uncharacterized. The record is from RefSeq and is a predicted model, not a curated record. The coding region runs from base 83 to 694 and encodes 203 amino acids. The transcript is spliced from 2 exons. Lineage: Eukaryota; Fungi; Basidiomycota; Agaricomycetes; Polyporales; Phanerochaetaceae.
UGACGGCCCGAGCGGCUCCGAGCUCGUGCAACAAUACAUUGAAACUUGCACCGAGACGGGCUGCGCGGAUCUCCUCGACGGGAUGUUCGCGCGCGUCGUGGACGUAUCACGCAUGACCGAGGACGAGAAGCAGGACUGCGCGCGAGAGGUGCUCGUGCCUCUCACGGUGUACCUGCUGAGCCGGAACCCCAAAACGCUCCCUGCCGUGUUCGACAAGCUCCAGCGUCGCACGCUACGGUUUUUCUUGGACUGGAUUGCCGCGGAACCGGAUGCCUUCACGCGGGAAGCUGCAAAGCAGCUGUUUGACGCGAGCGUUGUCUACUGCGACCCAUCGCUCUUUGUAACCACGGUCGUACCGCGAUUAGAAGCUACGAAGCUGUCUGUCUCUGCCGUUCAAGCCAUCGUCGACGAACUGCAAGAACGUCGUGUCGCCAAGCGCUUCGUGUACCCAAAAGGCUACAAAGCAUGCAAACUGAGCGAAGUCGCGACAGUUCUUCAGGAACGUCUCAAGCGGCUCGCGAAUGCUCAAUUUCAGCGCAGUGCGGGGAGUGCCUUAGUGCCUCCCGCCGCCCGCUCGAAGAGGAAGCUGUCUACAGACCAUACAGACCAGGUCGACUGUGUUACGCCACAGAAAAGGCGACUAGUCGUCAUAAACGAUCCCGACUAUCAGGAUAUCCUUGAUCUACCCUAUUAAAAUUUAUAACUUUGAGCGAUUCACGGACUUGAUUACUAUAUUUUUUUCGGCACGUCUUUGUGUACGUUUAUAAUUUCAGCGUAUAAUGCACAGAAGCGCUAUAAUC